Trametes versicolor FP-101664 SS1 is the source of this 1188-nucleotide messenger RNA. RefSeq lists its product as uncharacterized. The record is from RefSeq and is a predicted model, not a curated record. The coding region runs from base 46 to 1188 and encodes 380 amino acids. The transcript is spliced from 7 exons. NCBI's taxonomy places the organism in Eukaryota, Fungi, Basidiomycota, Agaricomycetes, Polyporales, Polyporaceae.
AGCCUCCCGUCAUCUCUUCCUUCCCACGUCUACGCCAUCGCCAACAUGCCAGUGACAUUCGCUGUCUCUCCAGUGGCUCCCUGCGAGAUUCGCACGCACCGGAAUCAGCCUCCCGUUCAAAUACUGCAGCAAGCCUGCAAUCCGCCGCCGAACGACAUGGCUGCGCUUUUGCAGUGUUCGAUCGGCAAAGACGAGCAUCUCGCGCUUUGCCCGGACAACAACGGAUUCGUGCAUGCCGUGAUGAAUGCGUACGCGACGCAUCACCACCUCGUCAUUCGUCCCGACGACGUGUGGAUCGCUAUACUCACUCAACUGAACUUCUACGUCAACGCCCAUGCGGAGGAGCUCCGCGCUUACUUCGUUGCACACGAGGGCACCCGCAGGCUCCUCGUUGAAGACGUGGGCACCCGCCACAGUGUUGACUUCGGACGGCUCGCGCGUGCUAUGACACGAGAGAUCCACAAGAACGUGGUCGACAGCACGCUAGCCGAAUGGAUUCUGCCAGACUUUACCACCACUACCAUUAAGGACAGCACGAUCUGCUCGGUUCUGAUGAUGUCUACUCUGAAGGCGUACUUUGAAUAUUUCAUGGGCAUCACCUGCGGCAUCCCGACCGUCACGCUUGAGGGCACCAAAGCCGACUGGGAGCGCAUCGUGAAGAGACUCGAGCGUCUGUAUGAGCUCGGCGACGAGCCAUCUGCGUGGGCCAACAUGCUUUAUCCUAUCCUACGCCGCUUUGUCUCUGCCUUCGAUGGUAAACCCGACACGGCAUUUUGGAAGCACGUCGUGUACCGGCAGGAGGAGUACUGCGGGCAGGACGACCUGAAUGGAUGGCUAACGGCCUUCUGCGUGUGGACCAAGGAAGGCACAUGGAAGGCAGGGCCGCUCGAUCCCUUGCUCGCAAUUCCCCGCCCGGACCCGGCUGCCCUGACCGCACGUUUAUUUUCAGGCGACUUUUCCGCAUCCUACACUCUUGACGGUGUCCCAUACUUCACUAUUGACGUCGGGAGCAUCCCAGCUGGGUACGCAGAGGUGGACGUGACGGUCGUCGAUAACGGGCAGCCGUUCCCUUGCAAGAUGAUUGCCGGGCACUUGGCGACCGUGGCGACGGCGAAGGAGCCUGGAGGGGUGCUCAACACGAUCGCACCUGCUCCGCAGUGGUUCAUGGUCGAGAAGAAGACAUCGUGA